Penicillium malachiteum is the source of this 882-nucleotide messenger RNA. RefSeq names its product SDR family NAD(P)-dependent oxidoreductase. The coding region runs from base 1 to 882 and encodes 293 amino acids. The transcript is spliced from 3 exons. Gene Ontology annotation, molecular function: oxidoreductase activity, acting on the CH-OH group of donors, NAD or NADP as acceptor. NCBI's taxonomy places the organism in Eukaryota, Fungi, Ascomycota, Eurotiomycetes, Eurotiales, Aspergillaceae. The record is from RefSeq and is a predicted model, not a curated record.
AUGUCUGACUGUCCCAUUGACCCUGAUCAAUUCACCCGAGAGGGUUCGAUCACAAAAACCUACUACCGAGAUGUGUAUUCCGCCAUUGAGCCAUCCAAGCCGGAAUUUUCCCAAGCGGACAAAGUGACAAUUAUCACAGGCGCAGGAAAUGGAAUUGGCAGAGCAAUCGCACGAAGCCACGCCCAAUCAGGCGUGAAGGGACUAGUUCUCAUCACCUUAACCAAAUCCUCCUCAGAGGAAACCAAGAAGAUCAUCCAAGCAGAGUUCGCUUCAAUCGAGAUCCUCGCACUCUCCACCGAUAUCGCAGAUGAGAAGGCCGUAGCUCGCAGCUUCGAUGCCAUCAAAGAAAAGUUCGGAACAGCCCACACUUUAGUUAACAACGCUGGAGUUUUUGCACCUGGCGCUGCUAUUGCAGAAUCCGACUCAGCCGUUUGGUGGAGCGAUUUUGAGACCAACGUACGGGGUACAUGCCAUGUCACCGCGGCCUUCUUGCGCUUGGCCGCCCAAUCACCAGAGGUUAAGCGCACGGUGGUUAAUAUGAUUAGUUCAAUUGCGUUGACGCCCCCGACGCUGAGCAGUUACUUCAUUAGCAAGCUGAGUGUGGCUAAGUUUACUGAAUUUGUCGCUGCUGAAAACCCUCACGUCUCGGCCUAUAGUCUGUCGCCGGGUAUUGUCUUGACGAGCAUGACGCUGGAUUCAUUCAAACCAUUUGCCAAAGAUACUGCGGAAUUGACUGGAGCAGUGACGGUAUAUCUGGCGGCUAAGCGGCCUGGGUAUUUGAAUGGCCGCCACCUAUCCGCCAAUUGGGAUAUGGAAGAGUUGGAAACUCGCCAAUCUGAUUUUGCUUCCUCGGAUAAGUUGAAGGUCGGACAAUUUGUUUGA